Theobroma cacao (cacao) is the source of this 372-nucleotide messenger RNA. The record is from RefSeq and is a predicted model, not a curated record. Lineage: Eukaryota; Viridiplantae; Streptophyta; Magnoliopsida; Malvales; Malvaceae.
AUGACGAAAAGUGUGGUUUUCAAUGACAUUGUCUCAAAUGAUUUCAACACCCUAUUUAAAUCUCUUCCAUCAGACAGGCAAUACUUUGUAGCUGGUGUACCACGUCGCUUCCAAGGUCGCUUGUUCUUCAAAGCUUUUCUUCGUUUUGUUCACUCAUCUUAUGCACUUCUGUGGCUCCUUAACGCACCAAAGGAAUUGAUGGAUAAGAACUCUCAUCACUUUCUGGCUGCCAGGGCAGAAGAGCUGGUUGACGGUGGACUCAUGGCUCUUGUCUUAGAUAACAUAUCUCCAUCCCUUCAACUUCCCUGGAAGCACAACCAAAGCAAAGGCCCUGAGAACUCACUGGGAAGACAUUGGAGCGUCGACUUGUAA